Molecule: messenger RNA, 2298 nt
Organism: Anopheles merus
Lineage: Eukaryota; Metazoa; Arthropoda; Insecta; Diptera; Culicidae
Product: dynein intermediate chain 3, ciliary-like
Exons: 3
Coding region: 402-2228 (608 amino acids)
Biological process (GO): cilium movement; outer dynein arm assembly
Cellular component (GO): outer dynein arm
Molecular function (GO): dynein light chain binding; dynein heavy chain binding
Source: RefSeq, a predicted model, not a curated record
UAACGAAUUUAGGCACCGGUUGAAUGGCGGCAACGCUACCACAUCCGGUCGUCACUACGAUAACAACAAACCAGUUUCCCCCGUAAGUUAUCGAUCAAACGCUUACGAUGGAAACGCUUGGCGCCAAAAAGAGGGGUCCUCACCGAUUACGAGGACCCAUGAGUGCCAACGUUGGAGCAAUAGUCUGGCUAGAAAGAAUCGGGAAUCGUUCGGUAACGGUCGUGUUUCUACUGUGCGCACCCUGCCGUCCGUGCACGUGGCUGUUCAAGCAUUCCACGUGCGUUUCGUUAACGGCUAAGGAUUUAGGAUACGCAUAAGGGGGAAAAAACGCACAACCUGUUGCAUUCGCAUACUCUAUUUAUCUCUCGCGGUGUGAAAGUGAACCCAAAACAGGCGCCAAGAUGAAGGUGGACACAAACGUCAGCACCAGCCAGAUGGAUCAGAACUGGACCCGCUACAUGGUGAUGUGCGACCGGAAGGAUAUCCGGCAGGCGACCAACUUCCAGGAGGAGAACGAGGUGCAAGCGACCCUGGUCGGCAAUAAGGCGCUGGCCAAGCAGUACGAGAUACAGAAUCCGGUCGACCGGGGCACGCAGAGCACGAGAUGGAUACUGAACACGCCCGUCUGGACGGUGCACAAUCGGUUGGUGCACACCGGCAUCACGCAUGUGGAGGGCGGCUGGCCCAAAGAGAUCGACUGCUGGCGUGACGAGGAGCUGAUGACGCGGUACCGCCGGAAGCAGGAGAAGAGCGAAGCGUACGUGCAGCAGAUGCGAGGACUAACCAGGACGAUGGAUCAUGCGAUCAUGCAGAACAAUGCCUGCAACAUCUACCAGAACUACUUCGAGGAUAUCGAGCAGCACGAGCUGAUUGAACAGUUCACAUCGAAAACGGUACACGUGUACAAGGACUACCUGGAGGAGAAGCGGUCCUGCACGUACAUCUGCUGGUCGGACGAGGGGAACCACUUCGCGUCGGCACACUGUAACAUUGGACAGCGCCGCGGAACGACUACCGAUUGCUACAUCUGGGAUAUUGAGCAUCCAAACAGUCCGCUGCAGAAGCUAUUUCCACCGUACCAAACACGCUGCCUGGAGUACAACUUUAAGGAUUCCACCCAGAUGGCGGGCGGGUUGUUCUCGGGCCAGGUGGCUCUGUGGGACAUCCGCGCCUCCGGCACACCGGUCGAGACAACGCAGCGCGAAGCGAGCCAUAACGAUGUGGUGACGCGCGUACUCUGGACCAGCUCCAAGACGACGAACGAGUUUCUGUCCGGCUCGACGGACGGGCGCAUCCUUUGGUGGGAUACGCGCAACCUGUCCGAACCGUACGACUAUCUGAACCUCGCCCCGAAGGACGUGCAGGCGCGGGAGGAGGACCCGCGCCACUGUUUCGGCGUUAGCUCGGUCGAGUUUGAGCCGACCAUGCCGAACAAGUACACGGUCGGCACGGAGAACGGUAUGAUAUACAGCUGCAGCCGGAAGUACAAAACGCCGGCGGACAAGAUACAGUCCACGAUCAACGCGCACACCGGCCCGAUCUACUCGGUCGAGCGGAAUCCACUGUUCAUCAAGAACUACAUCAGCGUCGGCGACUGGCAGACGAAGAUCUGGACGGAGGACUGCAAGGACAAUCCGAUCGUGUGGACGAAGGAGUACGCGGUGCAGCUGACGUGCGGCAUCUGGAGCCCGACCCGCUGCUCGCUCGUGUUCAUCUGCCGGAUGGACGGCGUGAUGGACGCGUGGGACGUGAUCCACCGGCUGGACGGGCCGGUGCUGCGCCUGAAGCUGUCCGACGCACCGCUCUGGUCGGUGCGCGUCCACAAGGCGGGCAAGCUGAUCGCGAACGGCACGGACAAUGGGGCCAUCUACCUGACGGAGAUCUCGGACAACCUGACGUUCAGCUCGGCGAACGAUAAGCCCGCCCUGUCCGGGAUGCUGGAGCGCGAGAUGCGCCGGCAGCGGCUGCUCGAGGCGAAGAUUAAGGAAAUCAAGCUGAAGGAGAAGGAGCUGGAGCGGGAACGCAUGCGGCGCCAUCUGCGCAUGGACAAUGCGAACUCGAUCGAGGAGGAGGAGAAGGAUCUGGUGGCGGACGCGAUGCACCAGUUUUGGACGAAAAUCCACGGCCGCAAGAGCUUGAAAAACACGCUCAAGGGCAUUCGCAUGCGGGACACGGGCGUGGGCCUGCUGGCCAAGGACAAGAAGGCACAGAAGAAGGAAAAGCGUUAAGGCGCGAACGCCGGCGCGUUGCUGGUGUCAGUCCGAUUGCUACCGAUUGAUUCGGAUAGAAUGUUUUGUG